GUCCUCCUUGUAUAAUAAAUAUUGCUCCAAUUUGUUGGUUAACUUAAGUACGUGCGGAGAUCGUUGAAAAAAAAAGAAGCUUCAAAUAAUCAAAAGGAAGUUUGCUGGUUUCAUGAAGCAGCUGAUGAGGACAAAACUAAAAUUUUAUUUGCUUCAUUCUACAGAUUCUACUAAAGUGGAACAGAUCUCACAAAGCAAGGAUGCUGUACAAGGCCCUUUGCAGAUUCAGAAGGAUAAGGUCCAAGGAAAGGCUGUUGAUUUCCUUCCUCAAAACGUGUUGUCGGAUGCCAAAGUUGAGGGAAUGGAUGCAACACGAGCAGAUUCCCACAUUCCAGAAUAUCUUGCUCCAGCUCCAACCUUUUCUCCACUAAGGGAAGAUGAUGCACAGGUAGCAUUAGGUAUUGAUGUGGAGAAAAAUGGCAGUGCUGUUCGGCCAGAAGUUAGUACUGAGGCCAAGGUGACCACUUCCUCAGCAAAAGUUACUGCAAAAGACAAGGGGAAAACUCGGAGUAGCAAUAUUAUUUGUAACAAGGCACAGGAUAUAAACUCUCUUGCGUCGAUUGAGGAGUGCUUGGAACUGCAUUUUGAAGCAGAGACGGUAGAACUGACCUGUGAGAACUGCUCCAAGUUUGCUCAGAAGCUGAAUAAAAGUGUAAUUCAAACACGUCUUAGCCUGCUGCCACCUGUACUAGUCAUUCAUCUGAAAAGAUCAUUGUUGCAGUCUGAUAAGGUGAAAGGACAUGUGAGCUUUAAGGAAAUCCUUGAUGUGGGACUGUUCAUGGACCCCAGCUCAGUGGACAAAGAUAAUUCAAUUUAUCGUCUAGCUAGUGUUAUUGAGCACCAUGGCCACGGCAAAGAUUCAGGGCACUUUGUUGCUUAUGUGAGACAAAGUCGUCCGCAGCAGACCAAUGGCUCUUCCUCAUGGUUUUGGGCAAGUGACACCGACAUCAGAGAAGUCCCUUUAGAAGAAGUUCUCAAGUGCGAGGCUUACCUUCUUUUCUAUGAGAGGAUGGAAGGCUGAGAUGUGUGGAAUUCUAUAUCUACCAGCUGCUAAUUAGAAUAGCAAUCACACAGGAUUCUUUGGAUGGCCAAGAAUCCAGUUCAAAUUUGUACAUACUGACUGUUGGCUUGCGAUCAAGAUGAUUUCUGUUGCUUUGGCUGAGUCAUUGCAGGACUUCAAUUUGGCCGCAACAUAUACGUUCCAGAUUUCGGUUGUUCUUUGACUAGCUGAUCUAGUUACAGGCAUUCUUAUCUACCUUUUUGUCCGAGAAGAAUGCAUUAGGCCUUUGGUACAGUUUUGUCGGAUUGUACUGUUGUUAGCAAUUUCUGUACAGUACUAUGGAAAAUUUGUAACAUAUCAUUUGAUUUGUUGAGCUACACUGUAUGCAUGGUGAUUCAGAUACUCGUUGAAGUAGCAAUAACAAGAGCAUUCUUUCUUUC
This is a messenger RNA of Oryza sativa Japonica Group (Japanese rice), 1440 nucleotides long. RefSeq lists its product as uncharacterized. Gene Ontology annotation, biological process: protein deubiquitination. Gene Ontology annotation, cellular component: nucleus; cytosol. Gene Ontology annotation, molecular function: cysteine-type deubiquitinase activity. NCBI's taxonomy places the organism in Eukaryota, Viridiplantae, Streptophyta, Magnoliopsida, Poales, Poaceae. The record is from RefSeq and is a predicted model, not a curated record.